Frieseomelitta varia is the source of this 6372-nucleotide messenger RNA. It is a transcript of the gene rin, whose product is annotated as ras GTPase-activating protein-binding protein 1. The coding region runs from base 298 to 2154 and encodes 618 amino acids. Lineage: Eukaryota; Metazoa; Arthropoda; Insecta; Hymenoptera; Apidae. Gene Ontology annotation, molecular function: mRNA binding. Gene Ontology annotation, cellular component: ribonucleoprotein complex; cytosol. The transcript is spliced from 9 exons. The record is from RefSeq and is a predicted model, not a curated record.
GUCGUUUAUCUUUAUGCGACCGGUGCUUCUGUGCAGGUUCCGCUGCAUGUGCUGACAUCAAGGUGCUUGGAGGACUCAUACAUUAAACUGUUUUUGUAAUUAACAUUGUGAACUGUUGUGCUCGUAGAAACAUUCUGUUUUCAUCGCACCAAUCUCGUUUUGCCGGGAAAAGCAGUGAGUUGUGUUGCGCAUAAGUGAUUCCCAUCGGACAUCUAAUCUCCUAAUUUUCACAUUUGCAACAUAAAUUUUUCAUUGCUGUUUAAGCAAAGUAUUAUUUUAGAAGUUAGAAAUAAGAAAAUGGUCAUGGAGGCGUUUCCUUCGCCACAAAAUGUCGGUCGUGAAUUUGUCCGACAAUACUACACGUUACUUAAUCAAGCUCCUGCUCAUCUCCAUAGGUUUUACAACCAACAUUCAUCCUUUGUGCAUGGAGGAUUAGAUUCUAAUCGAGAAUCAACUCCUGCAAUUGGUCAAAAACAAAUACAUCAAAAAAUUCAACAAUUGAACUUUCGGGAUUGUCAUGCCAAAAUAAGUCAAGUUGAUUCACAGUUGACUCUUGAAAAUGGUGUUGUUGUGCAAGUAUCUGGAGAAUUAUCUAAUGCUGGACAACCAAUGCGUAGAUUUACGCAAACAUUUGUGUUAGCAAUACAAGCACCUAAAACAUAUUAUGUACAUAAUGAUAUAUUUCGUUACCAAGACUUGAUCUUUCCUGAUGAAGAAGAAACAGAUGUUGGAGGUAUUGAAGGUGGAGUAGGUGAGUCUGGAGAGAGGGAAGGAGAAGAAGGAGGGCGUUCUGAACCAGAAGAAGAUGAACAUCAAAAUCGCGGGCAACAAGUUCCAGCACCGGCUACAUCUACAGAACCACAAGCUCAACCACCACUUAUUCCUACACAACAACCUGUUCUUCAACAACAGCAACAAAUGUACUAUGCACCGCAACAGCCACAACAAACUCAUGUUCAUCCUGUAAUACAGCAAGUACUAAAUGGUUCAGUUCAUGAAGAAACACCGUUAAUUAAUCAACAGCCACCACAACAGCAACAACAACAGCCACAGCAACCACCUCCACCACCUGCGCAACAACAUCAGUAUAUAAAUGAGACUACGUCACAAACGCAAUUUGUACAAGAAACUGAACUGGAUUCCGCAGCUGAACAGCAACAACAAACAGAAAAUGAGCCCCAGGCUCAAUCGAACGAGACUCGCGAACAGCCCGAGCCUGAAACGUUUACUGCAUCUGUACAAGAUUCUGAGCCAGAACAUCAAGUUGCAAAUACAAAUGUAACUAGCAGUGGACCGAAAACGUAUGCUAAUCUCGUGAAAUCAUUCCCCAGUACCACCGGGGCGACUAGCCCUCAGGCUCCUAAAUUGUCGAUGUCGCCGCCCCCCAUGACAAACUUGCGUUUGGACGACAGAUCACCACUACAUCCCUCUAACAGUGGACCUCCGCUAUCGACAACUAACGUUUCUGCUCCUCAACAGCAAACUCAUAGAAUUAAUAAUCAGCAACCACAGCAACAACAACAUCAACAACAGCGAGCUCCAAGGGGAGGGGCAGUACAACGAGAUGGUGAUCGUCGUGGUACGAGACAAAGUCAAUAUAGUGAUGCUCAUCAGCUAUUCCUUGGAAACUUACCGCACAAUGCAUCGGAAGAUGAUUUACGUCAAGUGUUUGAAUCUUAUGGUAGAGUUGUAGAAUUACGUAUUCACAGUAAAUCGAAUGACAGGUGCAAAGGACCGCAAGGAAAUAACACAGGAAAAGUGCCUAAUUACGGGUUUAUUACUUUCGAAGACCAACAAGUUGUUAGCAAAGUGUUACAAAACUUACCGAUCUAUUAUCCUGCUGAAAAUGGACAGAAACUGAAUGUGGAAGAGAAGAAGGUGAAGCCAAGAACGAUGGAAGGUAGUGGUGGUCGGUUAAACUCUAACGACGGAAAUAUGAGAGCGAUGGGAGGACAACAGCAGCAGCAGCAACAACGAGGUCCAGUCACAUUUUUUUGUUAUGUAGGUGGACCUGGAGGUAUGAUGAGAGGUGGUCAACAUGGUACGAGAGGUGGACGCGGAGGAUUUUCACGAGGUGGUGAUGGUGGAAGGGGAGGUGGCGGUAUGCGACAGUCUGGUAAUCCAAACAAUCUAAGUUACCAAAACCGCCGCUAAUACUUCAAGCAAUGUCACAGGCACUCUUCAGUUUCUUUAUUUCUGAACAAGUCAUCGGUAUAUAAUUACCAUCUUCAUUUUUUAAACUCAAAAUCCAGGACUAUCUCAUAUGCCACACAACGUGAUUAAAGGCGCUAUCCUUUUACGCUUAAACAUCGCUUGCAUCGUUUGUCAAGCAACAACUAUAGAUGACGCAGCUCAAACUGUAUGGGACACGAACUCAAGUAGGAUAAUCGGGUUAUUGCAUUUAAGCUAAGUUCGUAUUCGUACGAUAAGGAACAAUUAAGGAAUGAUUUAGUAAAAUAAUUCAUUGAACGUUCAACUCGGUUUGUUGGAUAUUUGAUGAAAUAAAUACUACGAGUUCGUCCUUCAUACAUCGACGUCAGGCAAUUUACAAGACUUUACGAUGAAGAAGAAAAAAACAAAAACUGCAUUCAGUAUAUAUGUAUAACAGAGCGACGCGUGAUAUCCUCUUUAGAAAUAUGGGUGUGUUUCUGUCUCCUGAUACGUAGCCCACGUUUCUUAGAAACCAACAUCCAAGAAACAAAAUUGUUGCCAAUUUUUGUGAUAGAGUGCAGAAGAUAACUCGAAUCAAGUUUUUUCGUGUUUCUCGAGCACGUGUGCGGUAUAUAUGAACAAGAGACAAUGUUAGAAAUGUAUAUCAUACACAUACAUACAUAUACACACAGAUAUAUGUGGAAUUAAGAUUCGGUAACAUACCGUUUUGUUUUCUUUUGGAUAAAUAUUACGAAAAUCAUACGUCGCUCUUUUAGUUUUCUUUGUUUGCCAAUCGCAUUAAGGAGACAUAAGCGGUGCGAAUUCCGCUAUCGUAUGAAUAAGUCACGAGCCAAACAAAAAAAAAAAAAAGAAAAAAAAAUGAAAAAAAAGAAAAAAAAAUGAAAAAAAAGAAAAGAAAAAACGAAAUUAAAACGAGAGGAUACGAAUCGUUUUAAGUAUGGAAUAUCGUCGUACAAUUUUCAUAUGCUCUCGAGUUAAUUUAUUGACUGCCGAUGUAAACGUUCCACCUAAAUGUAGAAAGUCGGCAAUAAUGUUUAUAGGUGGUAGUUGGUCGGUGUUGGUUAACGAGUAGAGAACUGCGGCUGUUCUGUGGUCGCAUACAAAAAGACAGUCGAUUUUUUUUUUUUUUUUUUUUUUUUUUUCACAAAACAUGGCCAACUGUCAAUCGACCGGUAUCGAUUGAUAGUGGGGAAGUACCCUUAGACUGCAGCUGGUCUCGCCGUUUCCUAAUUCAUCCGCGUGUCGCUUAUGCUCUAUUUUGUUCCAAUCUGCUGAUUUUUGUUCAAUUUUCUUUUUUCCAUUCUACAUGCUUCUUCGCGUAUCAGGCUGUUACCUUUCCUUCUUAUGUUCAUCUUCAACUCUUUCUCCCUACACUUUUUUUUGUCGAUUCUCCGUUUCGUUUCUCUUUCCCUUAGGUCGUACAAAGAGGGACAAAAUGCCAUUUCAAAAUUAUAAAUUCGAUAAGAUUGAGAAUUGUCUAAUAUCUGACAGUAUUUGAUAGUCUCUGGUGAUCGCAGAACUCGCAGUGCGCUGCUAAAGACAAAGAGACCUAGUACCGUUAUAACAACACAAAAUUUUAGCUUGACUUUGUGCAAAACUUCGUAACUACAGAAAGUUGUCGGAAAAUUGACAAUGUAUAUUGACGAGAAAAAAAAAAAAAAAAGAAAAAAAGAAAAGAAGAGGAAAAAAAAGAACAUUUCCCUGCUUACUAACGUAAUAAUUAGUAUUAUUCUUGUAAUUAUUACACAUACGUAAAUAGCAAUUUUUCAAAGUUCGAUCACGAGUGAUAAAUACUCAUAAAGUUUAUAACGUAAAGAUGUUAUAAACUACUUUGGUCUGGCCCUUUUCUUGGAUAUUGUACUUCCAUAUCAAUAAUUAGAUCGAAAUAGACGUAUGAUAAUCAUUUUCGAUGAUCUUGUUAGUUUUCUGGCGCUAAGAUACACUUUUAAAUGUUUCUCAAUCUACACGAUGUCGUACGAGCGAAUAGUUUCUAUUCGCAAGUGAAGUAAUAACAGCGAUAUUAGUGAAAUUAGAUUGUCGGUCUGACUUAUCCUUUAAGGAUAUCCAGCAUAAAUGGUAAAUUCAGCACGUGCACUUAUUCUAUAUCACCGAAAUGGAAUUGAGGAAUAUUUUGAUUCCUGUAUCUUCAUAAGUACCCUAAUGUGUAGAUAGUAUUUUCCUAUCUGUAUUUUCGACACGUGUCCGUAUAAAGGUGCUAGGGCAGACAAAACAGAGGAGAGAAAGUGAGCGAGAAAGGAUGAGAGUGAGUGAGUGAGCGAGAGAGCGAGAGAGAAUUGCGUUUAUUAGAAGAAAAAAAAAAAAAAAAAGCGUCGGAAAUAUUUUCGAAUUUCUAGUAACAGUUUGCAAGAUGCGAAGUCCUGCGAUUAUUAGAGACAGGGCAAUAUAUUUUUUCUGGCCUAUAUUCGUCACAUGGUUUAUUGUUUUCCGUUUGUUAAAAUCAGAGUAUCGUUCUUUUUUCUUUUCUCUCUCUUCAAAUUGUCAUCGCAUCAAAAGUCAUCAAGAAGAUUCAAUCAGAACAAAAUUUUCAAGCCAACAAUGAAAAAAAAAAAGAGAACCGUGAGUGCAAAAAAAAAAAAAAAAAAAAAAAGAGAAAGAAAAAAAAGAGGUAAAUACAUGAAACUACCAUCGUCGUGAAGCAAUGGUAGUAUAGAUGCAUAUAGUAAUUUAUGUGCCAUCUCGUACGUGUACACCUCGCCGUAACCUGAGUGCACAGGUGAAAAUACAGAAGAGCAAACAGGGACGAAACUGUUUUUCCUAAAUAGUGCUGAGAAUACAGAGGUGAUAACGAAUAUGUUGAUGGUGAUAAAUUAACUGGUCAUUUUUUUCUUUUCUCAAAUCUGGCAAAAAUGUUGCAAAGUGCACGGCGAUUAAACCACACAUACACACACACAAAAAAAAAAAAAAAAUACGCUACGAUAUUAAGGCUGAGAACAUGUGAAAAGUAAUUAUUUACGUUUCUUAUUGAUCCAUUAAAUUGUUACGUAGUCAUACAUUAAACAUCCGCAAUAGUUUGUAAUCGAAUGCGUUUACAAUUGCCGUGUCCGGGAUGUAGCAGAAUCAUCAGCGAUUCAAAGUCUUCGUUCUACUCUCUCUAAAGACCUGUCAAGGUCUCCGCGUAACUAAUUUUAGUUAAUCGUAAGUAGAACUCCACACGGUGAAAUAUGUAGUUCGUUGUGUAACGAAAAUUCAAUGUUUCGAGAAACAUUACUGUGUAUUAUACAUAUUAUGAUGAUGAUGGUGAUGAUGCUGCUCUGUCUCGGUCAUGGAUAAAGAGGUAAUUUCGCGUGAUCAGUUGGCUGAAUUGUUCGUUACGUCGGAUAAUUAGAAUAUUUAUGAAGUAUGCUCGUAAUUGUCCAGUCAUCUGUAAAGAAAUUCUAUCAUUGCUCAUUGUAAAAUAGUGAAUUGUUCCUUUUUCGUUCGAGGUAUCGGCACAUGCCUUUUCUACAUCAGCAUACGAUACGAUGAUAUUCUCAAUUGUAUAAACGAUGAUAUAUCAAAUUUUAUAUAUUUAAACAUUGACGCUGUUAUGUCCAUGCAUCGAAUGAGUUGACUCGUUUGUUUCUUCUUAAAUCGUAGGGUAAAUAAAGCGGGCUUUUUAUGGCUAGGUAUUUUAACGAGCUUUUCUUUUCGAACCUCGACGUGUAGAAUAUGUAGCACUUUGGUCUUUGCUUUUAUUUAAAUUCACAAUAUGUAUAUACAGUUUUUAGGUAAGUUCAUUUUGUACCGUUAGGUAUAUAUGCAUACAUCAAUGUGCAUCUCACACGCGUAAUUGCAUUGAAAACAAAGUGUUCAGAAGCCACGUGUACGCGAGAUCGCCUCUUUAUACCCUGAACGAAAGCUCUGCAAAUUUUUAGUGUGAAUGUUUCCGUUUUUAAGUGACUAUUAAUAAUAAUAUUAAUAAUAAUUAUUAAUAAUAAUUAUAAUAAUAAAAAAAAAGAUAAAUAUAAUGAACGAAGAAAGGAAUAUGAAGAAACACAAAUAAUUAUAACAAUAUAAUAACUAGAGGAUGGCGAAUAAGUUGUGAAUUUUUGUAGUAUACAUUUUUAUUUCGGUCUACCAGGCCAGUUUGUGUGUACAACCAUGGUCAACGUUACUACGACAAAAAAAAAAAAAAGAAGAAAUAAUGUUAAAGGAAAAUGAAAAAAAACAAACAUCAAAUAUAUUGUAACUUUUUUUGCA